GAAAAUUUUUUUAUUUACAGAAUUAUUUGACAAUUUUAUGCAGCAAGACGCCCACGAAUUUUUUAAUUUUUUGUUAAAUGCAAUAUCUGAAGUUUUGGCAGAAGAAAAAAGGAAAGAGCACACUAAUGGAAAUAUUAGUAGCAGAACUGCUAAUGGACUAACAAAACGAUCAAAUUUAGUAACGGCAAAUGUUCAUGAUUACUCUGCUAGCACAGAUGGUGUCAGACAAGACUUGACUUGGAUCCAUGAAAUCUUUCAAGGGACACUUACAAAUGAGACUAGAUGUUUAAAUUGUGAGACGGUUAGUAGUAAAGAUGAAGAUUUUCUUGAUUUGAGUGUUGAUAUUGAACAGGAUGUUUCUAUUAGUAAUUGUUUGCGCAAUUUUUCUAAUAUGGAAACCCUUUGCGGUGAUCAAAAAUAUUUAUGUGAAACUUGUGGAAGUAAACAGGAAGCCCAAAAACGAAUGCGAAUAGGAAAAUUACCAAAAUUGUUGGCAUUGCAUUUGAAACGAUUUAAAUAUGUUGAGACUUUGAAUAGACACACAAAGCUUUCUUAUAGAGUUCUUUUUCCUAUGGAGCUUAGAUUACCUAAUGUUAAAAGCACCAAUGGCGAUGCUGAUAAAAUUUUUGAUUUGGUUGCUGUUGUUGUUCAUUGUGGUUCAACUCCAAAUCGAGGACAUUAUAUAACUUUGGUUAAAUCUCAUUAUUAUUGGUUACUUUUCGACGACGACAUUGUUGAUAAAUUAGAGGAAUCUUCAAUUGAAGAUUUUUUUGGAUUAGCUGAAUCAAAUGUACAAAAGAAUUCAGAAUCUGCAUAUAUUCUCUUCUAUCAACAAAGAAAUGAGACUUAA
Messenger RNA from Meloidogyne enterolobii, 850 nucleotides. The record is from the annotation of a GenBank genome assembly. NCBI's taxonomy places the organism in Eukaryota, Metazoa, Nematoda, Chromadorea, Rhabditida, Meloidogynidae.